AUUUACAUUCCUAAAAUUUGUUAUUGAACACCGAAGGAAGGUCGAACUUCAUUCUUAUUUAACCGGUCCUUAAAAUUCUUUAAUUACGUUAUCAGUAUGUCUGCGAAAUAUAAAAUUGUUAUGAUUCGACAUGGCGAAAGUGAAUGGAAUCAGAAAAAUUUGUUUUGCGGAUGGUUCGAUGCUGAUUUAAGUGAUAAAGGUCGUGAAGAAGCAUUGUCUGCUGGACAAGCCUUGAAAGCAGAAGGUUAUCAAUUUGACGUCGCUCACACAUCUGUGCUAAAGCGAGCUCAGAUUACUCUGAAUUCCGUUCUGAAGGAGAUUGGGCAAUCAGAUCUGCCUGUGAACAAGACGUGGCGUCUAAACGAAAGACAUUAUGGUGGACUCACUGGUCUUAAUAAGGCAGAAACUGCGGCCAAGUAUGGGGAGGCUCAGGUACAAAUUUGGCGUCGCAGCUUCGACAUACCACCACCACCUAUGGAGAAGGAACACCCGUAUUACGACACCAUUGUGAAAGAUCCCCGUUACGCUGGAGAUCCUAAACCUGAGGAGUUCCCCAUGUAUGAGAGUCUGAAGCUCACUAUAGAGAGAACUUUGCCAUACUGGAAUAAUGUUAUUGUUCCACAGAUCAAAGAAGGCAAAAGGAUAAUAAUUGCUGCCCAUGGAAACAGUCUUAGAGGCAUUGUCAAGCAUUUAGAUGAACUCAGUGACGCCGCUAUUAUGGAGCUGAACCUGCCUACUGGUAUCCCAUUUGUGUAUGAAUUGGAUGAGAAUCUGAAGCCAGUUAAUUCUAUGGUGUUCCUCGGUGACGAGGAAACAGUUAAGAAGGCAGUGGCUGCUGUUGCCGCCCAGGGGAAAGCCAAGUAGAUCUAUUAAUUAUUGUUUUAUUUAAUACAAAUAUUAUUAAAUAAAAAUAAUAUGUAUAUGUGCAUAUGUUUAUUAAGAUUGAUUAGUUAAUGGAAUGUUUUCAUAAAGUUCUUUUUUUAUUUAUAAAUAUAUGAUUAUUUUACUCGUAAAUUAGAAGCAUGCAACAUCUCUGUAAUCGACAGAUUACAGAAUAAACAUUAAAAAAAAAAUUUGGUAAUAUGCCAUAAAUGCACUUCUAUUAUCUAAUAUUUUUAUUUUAAAAAAUAUAUAGUUUAUUUUGUUUGGAUUAUUAUAUUAU
Achroia grisella is the source of this 1162-nucleotide messenger RNA. It is a transcript of the gene Pglym, whose product is annotated as phosphoglycerate mutase 1. The transcript is spliced from 5 exons. Bases 97 to 864 code for a protein of 255 amino acids. The record is from RefSeq and is a predicted model, not a curated record. NCBI's taxonomy places the organism in Eukaryota, Metazoa, Arthropoda, Insecta, Lepidoptera, Pyralidae. Gene Ontology annotation, molecular function: intramolecular phosphotransferase activity. Gene Ontology annotation, biological process: glycolytic process.